This is a messenger RNA of Saitoella complicata NRRL Y-17804, 162 nucleotides long. RefSeq lists its product as uncharacterized. Bases 1 to 162 code for a protein of 53 amino acids. The record is from RefSeq and is a predicted model, not a curated record. The transcript has 2 exons. NCBI's taxonomy places the organism in Eukaryota, Fungi, Ascomycota, Saitoellomycetes, Saitoellales, Saitoellaceae.
AUGUGCUUCCCUGCCCAAUGCCCCAAGUGCUCCGGCCAGUCCUGGUCUGGAUGCGGUGCUCACGCUGAGCAAGUUAUGUCCCAGGUCCCCGCUGACAAGCAGUGCACCUGCCCCAAGGAGUCCGGCAAGACUGUUCCUCCGGGAGUUCCGAUGAAGAGGUAG